Molecule: messenger RNA, 1226 nt
Organism: Ochotona curzoniae (black-lipped pika)
Lineage: Eukaryota; Metazoa; Chordata; Mammalia; Lagomorpha; Ochotonidae
Gene: CDPF1
Product: cysteine rich DPF motif domain containing 1
Exons: 3
Coding region: 431-802 (123 amino acids)
Source: RefSeq, a predicted model, not a curated record
UGCCCCAGCCCGCCGGGCCCAGCAGCAAGCCCUGGUGGCCGCCAGUCGUCCCUCACAACAGGUGCUUUGCAGGAAGGCGGCUGUUGCGCCUGGACAGCGGCAUGCAUCGGCCGGGUGGCUGACACAUCCCUCGCCGUGGUCCGCGCUUCUUGGCUUGGGGUGUCCCUGGCUCGUUCUCCGUCGCGGGGGUGUGUUUUUUUCUUCAUUUGUCUAGUUGUAGGUUAAUUUUAUUGAACUUAAAAAAGUAUACUCAAUUAAAAAAAAAAAAACCAGAAAAAGAAUCACACGAAAGAAACAGAAAAUGGACUUACAGAAAAACCAGCAAGACUAAGUUUCCGUGCGUGCCAGGGUGGCCUGGCCCCUGGGUGGUGGUCUGCUGCCGCGGGCACCGGGCUCUCAAGGUGACGCGCCUGGCCGCUGGCCCUUGCAGAUGGCGGGCGAGGCAGAGCGCCGGGCCUCGGGUGUGUUCCAGUGCCAGCUCUGCAGCUUGACAGCGCCCUACAGCUACGUGGGCCAGAAGCCCCCCAACACCCAGUCUGUUGUCCUCCUGGAGGAGAGCUACGUCAUAAAGGACCCCUUCUCCUCGGACAAGGCCGCCUUCCUGGUCCUCGGCGCACAGUGCAGUCUGUGCAACAGACUCGUGUGUGUGGGCCCGGAGUGCAGUCUCUUCUACACCAGGAGGUUCUGCCUGCCGUGCGUCCGGGAGCACCUCAGUGCCUUCCCGCAGGAGAUUGGGCAAGAUGUGGAAAAAAGGAAAGCUCCCUCCAAGAAGCCCUCCAGCCAGCACACGCAUGGGACGUGACCACCUCUGGGGCUGGGGCGCGGGCAGCGCCAUGCAGAACUCCUGGCCCUAGGGGAGCAGCAGCUGUGCCUGAGGGAGCCAUGCGGGGACGUGCCCCAGGGGGUGGCAUCAGCCUGAACGUCUGGUGAACCCAACUUGCAAGCUUCAGCACCCGCGAGGCCCCGUGGGGGAGGAGGCAGCAUGUCCAGGGCCCAAAGGCUAGGUUGCUGUAGGAACAGCAGCGGUGGCCUUUGGGAGCCAGACAGCAGCUGUGAAUGGGCAGUUUCCACUCUGUCCCGUGUAAUGCUGGGGAGUCUGGUUUGUGAGUGCCCCUGGAGGAACCCCAUGUGCCCCACGGGUGCAGCUUGCCGACGUCGCUUGGAGGCAGGAGCUGUCAGUACUGCAGGCCCAGCCACUGUGUUGGGUGAAAAAUAAAGUUCUUCAC